AUAUUAGGGCCCGACGAGUCCUCCGUACACCAGCGAUCCCAACAGUUGAUGCGCUGUCGAUUCUCCGAGGUUCGUUUGGACAUCCCAGGGUUCUUCCUCAUCUACCUCGCCAUCUCACUAUAUUUCUCAUCUUCACCUGCCUUAUCCCUUGCUUUAUCUCUCCUAGCCCAAGCCGUAUCACCACCUUCGAACGCGCCAUCGUCCCACAAGGAACAUCCAGUGUCCCCGAAGCUUCUCCCUGUUCCCACCCUCAUCUUCAGCCCAUACCUCAGCCGUAUCAGCACGAGCGUGUAUCCUAGACCCAGGCCGCCCCAGUCCAUUCCAGGCGACUUAUUCGAUGUACCGUCCACAAACUCGGAGCACGUGAGCAUUCCGCGGCCACCUCGCACUUACACUUGCCCUAUCCGGUAACUUCCCUGCCAGGCAAGGAAACCCCCGGAGUUCUUCCCGGCCCCUCCUCCCUCACCUGGCGCAUCUUGUCAGGGCGCGAAUCUCCAAGUGGCUCCAGAGAGUGGUCUCCCCUCGGCCAAGGCCAGGGCGCCGCUGAGUCGGUCUCAUUAUGCUGUACUAUCUGGAUGACCUGAGCUAGUGCUAGAGGCUCCAUCCCUGACGUUACCGAUAUGAGGAUACCCAAUGCCUAUUUGCAAUUGUCCAAGAUUUCGCCAGGCGUGAAGUACACCAAUCUUUACCCAAGAAUUCGUGUUGCGCGUGAAGUUCAGGAUGAGUAUACGUCCAUAUGCUCAGGGGCAGCAAGUUCAGAUUUUCUCACACCCCACGAGCCCUGGAUACGGCGCUGC
This is a messenger RNA of Dacryopinax primogenitus, 797 nucleotides long. RefSeq lists its product as uncharacterized. The transcript has a single exon. NCBI's taxonomy places the organism in Eukaryota, Fungi, Basidiomycota, Dacrymycetes, Dacrymycetales, Dacrymycetaceae. The record is from RefSeq and is a predicted model, not a curated record. Bases 49 to 411 code for a protein of 120 amino acids.